AUGAGUACAAAUAAGGCCCAAUCAACAAUUACAUCUAUAACAUUAUUAGCCACAGCCUUAAUACAUAUACAUGGUACUAAUGGUCUUAUAGAAAUAUGUCAUGUUCUAUUAGAUUCGGGUUCCCAGUCUCACUUCAUUUCAUCAGCGUUGGCUAAAUGUCUACAUUUGAAAUGCCCGUACCAGAAACAUAAUGUAACCGGAGGUGGUAUCUUUAACACUACAACAGCUGUGCGGAAGAUAACAUCUUUUGACAUCUCAUCUUGCAUUACAUCAAUACAGUACAAAUUAAAUGCUCUGGUAAUACUUAAAAUUACAAUAAACUUGCCUACAAAUAAGAUAGACAUCUCUGAAUGGAAACAAAAAAUCUACAAUAAGCUGACCCAGCAUUCUAUAAACCAGGUAAAAUUGAUUUGUUAAUUGGUGCUGAGUUGUUCUUUAGGCUGCUAAAGACUAGUUAGUCAUGUGAACACAAAAGUUGGCCUAUACUCUAGAAUACUGAAUUGGGAUGGAUUAUUGCUGGCGGUUAUGUACUACCACUUAAGGGAACCACUAUUGAAAACGUCACUUGUCACACUACAGAAGUUCUAUCCACUUUAGACACAGUCAUUCAAAACUUUUGGAACAUUGAAAAAGUACUUCAAGCUACUCACAUGAUAAAGAAAGAUUUAAUUUAUGAAGAUCAUUUCAUAAAAGCAUAUUAUAAAGAGAAAAGUGGUCGUUAUAUUGUACAUCUACCGUUCAAAAAGUCACCAUCUGCUGUGAACCACUCCUAUCAGGUAGCCGUAAGAAAAUUUAAAAAGGUUGAAUAA
This is a messenger RNA of Cinara cedri, 809 nucleotides long. The record is from the annotation of a GenBank genome assembly. NCBI's taxonomy places the organism in Eukaryota, Metazoa, Arthropoda, Insecta, Hemiptera, Aphididae.